UUGCUUAAUCACAGUUCAAUUUUUUGAGGAUUAAAGAAUGAAAAAAAAACAGUCAUUCUGUAAUGUGCAAUUUUUCUUGCCUAGUAUACCUAUGCCCCUUCACAUCUACCUGAUCUGACUAAGCCAGUCGAAGGGGUAAAUCAUGCCCUUUCAUAAGCAUAUUUUGAACUUUCUUCACUGUAACGUUUUUGCCCCAAAAAAAAUAGUUGCCAUGACUUUUGAAGUAAGUAAUGAAAGUUUGUCCUGUUGCAAACUUUCUUAAUUAUGACAUGUGGUACUGAUUUUAUUUCUCUGUUAUUAAUGUGUUCCAGAUUACAACAAUGUACAUUUUCUUAUUCCAGGUUGUGAGUGUGUCUAGGACCCCAGGGCACACGAAACAUUUCCAGACCAUCUACCUAACUCCUAAUGUAAGACUGUGUGAUUGUCCAGGUCUUGUGUUUCCUUCCAAAGUCCCAAAGACGUUACAGAUUCUUAUGGGAAGUUUCCCAAUUGCACAACUGAGAGUACCCUUUUCUGCAGUUCAGUAUUUGGCUGAAAGACUAGACCUGCCUAAUUUGUUGAAGCUGCAACAUCCUGAACAUGACGAACAGUGGUCUGCCAUGGAUAUCUGUGAUGGCUGGGCUUUGAAGCGUGGUUUCUAUACAGCUCGAGCAGCUCGUCUUGAUUCAUAUCGUGCUGCCAAUAGCCUGUUACGCAUGGCAUUAGAUGGAAAGAUCUGCUUAUGUCUCCAUCCUCCUGGCUAUUCUAGUAAAAAAGAUUACUGGGAGAAGCAUGCUGAUGUUCAACUUGUUCAAUGGAUCCAAGCCAAAACAAGUGAACAAGCAGCAGGUGAUGAAGGUGGUGAUUUUACUCCAUCAGAAGGCGAGGAGGAAGAGAAUAGUAGAAAAGUACCAGAAGCAGAUGGUAAUGAAGCUUAUGAAAAAGCUAAACAAGACAGCAGUUCUGGACCUGAAGACAGUGAUUCAGAUUCUGGAUUUGAUGUUUCUAAUAAGUUUUCAGUGCUGGGUACUGACGAAUAAGCAUUAGAUAUGCCACAAAAAGUAUUUUGUUAUCUGUAUUAUGCAAUGUACAUUUUGUUAUGUAAUUGAAGGCUGUUCAAGAAAUAAAUAACAAUACUACAUAAUUAAAUUUAUGAUAAUUAUUAGGGAGUAAGUCCAGUGGCCUAUUUCAUCCUUGUUAAAACUUCUGAAAUAGGGGAACCACUAUCAUCAAUUAAUACAAGAUCCUAAAAUAUGGUCUAAUAAUAGACUUUUGGUAAAUAUGCAAGGUUUCUUGGGAUCUAAAACAUGGUCGCCAAACAAAAUCAGUAUGUUCUGUUUACUUUGAUAGGGUAAGCAACAAACAAAUAUAACUGGGAAUAUAAAAAUAUGGGAAGAAUAUAGUCAUAUCACAUUUCUAGUUAUAUUGUGCAGUAUAUAUAGCAUAGCGUAGUACAGUAGAACUUGGUUAUA
Messenger RNA from Cryptotermes secundus, 1451 nucleotides. RefSeq names its product guanine nucleotide-binding protein-like 1. Lineage: Eukaryota; Metazoa; Arthropoda; Insecta; Blattodea; Kalotermitidae. The record is from RefSeq and is a predicted model, not a curated record. Bases 321 to 1019 code for a protein of 232 amino acids. The transcript is spliced from 4 exons. Gene Ontology annotation, molecular function: GTPase activity.